Megalops cyprinoides (Indo-Pacific tarpon) is the source of this 1730-nucleotide messenger RNA. It is a transcript of the gene crebzf, whose product is annotated as CREB/ATF bZIP transcription factor. Gene Ontology annotation, molecular function: RNA polymerase II transcription regulatory region sequence-specific DNA binding; DNA-binding transcription factor activity, RNA polymerase II-specific. The transcript is spliced from 4 exons. NCBI's taxonomy places the organism in Eukaryota, Metazoa, Chordata, Actinopteri, Elopiformes, Megalopidae. Bases 282 to 1238 code for a protein of 318 amino acids. Gene Ontology annotation, cellular component: nucleus. The record is from RefSeq and is a predicted model, not a curated record.
UCUAGUUGCGUUGUAAGUACGUAUCAGUAGUGGUGGCGUUCGUAAGUAAGUGGAACGACGUUAAUAAAAAAUCUUGACGAAGUUGUUCAUAUUUUGCUGUUUGUACCGACCUGUCUACAAGGUCGUUUGCCAGCAGGAACAAAUGAACAGUUUGAAUUAACCACUCCUGGUUCGAUACUGCAAUAAUUGGCAGCCUUCUGGAAUUCUUGCCUUACAUACUGGUGUGACCUGUGAAAAGGCGUAACGUCCCACGGUAAGGAGGAACCAAGCACAAAGGCGACAUGAUCACCAGGAAAAGAGCGCGAAUCGGACCCAAAUCUGAACCCGAACCCGAGGCCACCAGCUGUCCGGUUGAUGUCGACGCCAGUGAAUUGAUUGAAGUUUCUGAUUAUGUGCAGUCAUCUCCAGAACAACGGUUCUCGCCAGAAAGCGAAGAGAGUCCUGACUUGGACCUUGACGAUUUUUUCAGUGUGGACGAUUUCAAUUGGCAACUGGAUAAGGAUACCCUGUCCUCAUUACUCGACUUGGGGGAGAGUGAAUUGCCGGGUCUUUCAAGUCCUACGCUGAAGGGAAACAAGAGCGAUUCCGUACCCGGGAUGGGGAGAGCCGAUGGGGUGCGCUCAUUAAUAUCGCAUGACGGGGGUGUCGUACAGAAACCGGGGUGUAAGAAUACCGUACCUGGGCGGAUCAACAAGAAUGCCAUUGCAGCGAGGCUGAAUCGUUUGAAGAAGAAAGAAUAUGUAAAUGGUUUGGAGAGUAGAGUGACCUCUUUGGCCGCGGAGAAUCGGAACCUCAGGCAAGAGAACGAGCAUUUGAACAAGAGAGUGGAAGAACUGGAGGACGAGACGAGGUAUCUGAGAGCGGUGUUGGCUAACGAGAGCAUGUUGGCCCAGCUGUUGUCUAGACUCAGCGGUGUGAAUGGCAUGAAAUUGUCUACCUCGCUUUUCCAGGAGCCCAACAAAAACGACCACGAUUACGCCCUGCCGAGGAAAAGGGUGAAGGUGGAAGAGAGGGAGACAUCUGCUGGCGUCUGCCUGCACGUUGACAGGAAUCACGUCUCUGUCGAAUUCUGCACUAAGUGCGCAGAGAGCGCGAACGCGGCUCUUAAAAUGUGGUUGAUCUGCCUUGCUGAAUAUGGGUUACAGAACAUCCGUGACUUCAUGACUCCAUGUGGAUUCUGCUGGGAGAUGCUGAAGAAACGGGACCAGCUGCUGGCAUCUUGGCCUGCUAUAUGUUAAAAGGUAGUAUAAGAUAUGGUGUAAGUGGUCUGCGGCCUUUAUUGGCACUUCCAUCACAUUGCACAUGUUGGAAUGUGAAACUUCACACGUUGUGCAUUACAGGUUUAUGUUGGCUGUACCAUUAGUUGGUGCAACUGAAACCACAAGGCUUUGUAGGGAUUGUAGAAAUAUGCAAAGACAACUUCUUGACUAGAGUCUUUUCCUUGAGUUGAUUAUUCAAGCUGCAGAAUGACAUCCUGAUUUCAUAAAGAACAGUGCGUAACAGAAAUUUGAGCUGAAAUGGUGCACACAGUAUUGCACUUACAUGCUAUGCUGAUGUCCCUGGUCUGCAUGUGUGGGUUCAUUAGUUUGAGGAAUGUGUAUUUAGUAAAAUCUUGUCAGCAAAAACAGUUGAUGUUCAAAGUUUCUUUGAUUUCUUUGUGUUUAAAAUGUAAGCAAUGUUUCAUUUACAUGGUAAUCAUGUUAUACAAUAAACCCCAUUUUGAUCAUCCA